AUGGCUGCGAAUCUAGCGAAAGCUGGGCUUUAUGUUGAUGAUUUCAACAAACUACGAAUAUUAGAUCCAUCGAUAGCACAAUCAACCCAAGAAUUUAAGGAUGAAUGCGCUGACUUCAUCAAUAAGACCGAGGAAUUCCAGUCCGUUACACAGACUGUUAUGGAACUUUUUGAGACCAUUUCUGCAAAGGUUGAAAAAAUGAAGAUAAAAGUGAGAUGCUGGAACUUUUAG
Molecule: messenger RNA, 231 nt
Organism: Hydatigera taeniaeformis
Lineage: Eukaryota; Metazoa; Platyhelminthes; Cestoda; Cyclophyllidea; Taeniidae
Source: the annotation of a GenBank genome assembly